Tinamus guttatus (white-throated tinamou) is the source of this 2673-nucleotide messenger RNA. The record is from RefSeq and is a predicted model, not a curated record. Lineage: Eukaryota; Metazoa; Chordata; Aves; Tinamiformes; Tinamidae.
AUGAAAUGUGAAUCUAGGCAAGGCCGGGGGCCUGAGUGGAACGGGGAGGCCGCUGGGCCUCUGCUGCCUGCGAUGCAGAGAUGGAGUCGCCAGAAAAUAAAAUUACCCAAAAAGACAGCUAGGCAUUACCCAGCAUAUGAACUCUAUCUCUACGGAGAAGGAAAUUAUGCCGAAGCCAAUAAAAAUCUGAUAUUGACAGGAAUUCCAGUUCUCUUUCUUCCUGGAAAUGCUGGGAGCUAUAAACAAGUACGUUCUCUUGGCUCUAUUGCACUUAGAAAAGCGGAAGAUGUUGACUUCAAGUACCAUUUUAAUUUCUUCAGCGUCAACUUCAAUGAAGAGUUGGUUGCGUUGUAUGGUGGCAGUCUACAAAGACAGACCAAAUUUGUGCACGAGUGCAUAAAAGUAAUUCUCAAGUUGUAUCGGGAUCGGGAGUUUGCACCAAGCAGUGUUGCAAUAAUAGGUCAUUCCAUGGGUGGGCUCGUUGCAAGAGCGUUGCUUACUCUGAAGAAUUUUAGGCCUGAACUUAUAAACCUCCUCGUUACACAAGCCACACCUCAUGUAGCACCUGUAAUGCCUUUGGACAAAUACCUUACGGAUUUUUAUACAGCUGUGAACAGUCAUUGGAUUCUGAAGGCCCAAGAUUUAAGAAAUUUAACUACCCUUUCUGUGGCUGGAGGAUUCAGAGAUUAUCAAGUUCGUUCAGGAUUGACUUUUCUACCAAGACUGAGUCAACAUGACAGUGCCUUAUCAGUUGUGAGCUCAGCAGUGCCUCGAGCUUGGGCCUCAACAGACCACCUCUCCAUAGUGUGGUGCAAAGAACUGAUCCUGGCUACAGUCAGAGCUUUUUUUGACCUCAUAGAUGAAAACACAAGGCAGAUAACUGAGAAUCCAAAGAAGAGAAUGUCAGUAUUGAAUCACCACUUUGUGAGACAUCCUGCAAAAAUAUUUGAGGAAAAUCCUGAAACUUUCACAGAACUCACAGGAGCUUUCAUGUGGAUUAAUGUUAAAGCUUCAAAAUGGACCUAUUCAGCAUACAAUGACACAAAUAGCUGGAUUUAUGGCUGUGUAAGCAGCAAUUCAUCUAUGUGCCUGGAAGCCACUGAUUUAUCCUGGAGGGCUGAGUUACUUCCAGCUAUCAAGGUUGUAAUACUGAAACUUGAGGAUUAUCCUUCUUUAUCCCAUAUUGUCAUUUAUGUACAACCCACAGUUGGCAAGAAGUUUACUUUGGACUGUGAAUUCUUCCAAGAGGAUUCCAGAACAGUGCAGCUUCCUGUAACAUAUCUCCUUUCUUUUGGGCUUUUUUCAAGGAAAAUUGUGCUAAAUUCAACAGGCUUACUUUACAAUGUACAGCUCCAGGAUUUUGACCAAAUAUAUCAAGCUUUCAAAAUCUAUAUAGAGAGCCAUUGCCAAUUACCCAAAGAAAGAAAACCUAGUGUUUACAGACUUCAUAUACCCUGGUCACAUGAAGACUCAAUAACUGUAGCUAAAGUUCCAUCUCUUACUGAGAUCUCAGCAAAACUGCAUAUUGCACAGCCUGAAAAUGACAGCAGGGUUCCAGUGCUAAACAUUUACUCUUCCUCUGACUGUCAGUACGAGGUAAUCCUGAAGACAUCACUUUUACAGGUUCUUGGGCAAAUAAUAAGGUUCCAUGGCUGUUCUCUUCCCGUCUACAUUGUUUCUAAUAUUCUUCUCACCUAUGGAGGCCAAUUAAGCACAUUGAUAUCAACGGGCCAGUGUUCAGAAUUUCCUCUUGAACUAGUUAGGACAGCUAAACCCUACAAAGUAGACCCUAUUAUAAGCAUUGUUGUGUUUCUGCUGGGGUUUAACUGGUUUAGAGAGAUAUGGGAUUCACUGUCACUACCAGAGGUGGAUGCUGCAGUACUGAGUAGUCAGGAUGCAUGGUUCCCCCUUGUGUCCCUGAUUCUAUUUCUUUUUGGGACAGGCAUUGCAUACUGGAGUGGUGUAUUUUUCUCUUCAUCUCUGAGACUCUUCUCUUUGAUAUGGUUAACUCUAAUAAGACCUUCUGUACGUCAAAAAGAUACCAGGCUGAUGACACCCCGAAGAGUGUGCAUGGUGGUGUCUCUUGCUUUGGUUAGCUGGACCACUUGUGGUGCAUUUGCAGUACUCAUGGUUUAUCUUCGAUAUGUGUUUAAGGUUAUUAAACUGUAUGCAAGCGUAAGAGCAGAACAAAAUGUGCUUAAUGGGGAUUCAGAGCACUCGGAAGAAACUUCACGGAAUGCCGUUAAACACACAGUCAAGAAACGAGAUUCAGUACAUGGAGCAUCAGAAGAAACACAGCCUCUCUGCAACAACAGAACAGUUGCUGAAGAUGUCAACAGUCUUCGGAUGCAUGUAACAAUCCUCAAUUUAUUCACAUGGAUUAUGCUGCUCAACUUGCCAUCUUUAAUUUAUUGGUUAAAAAAUCUCAGGUACAACGUUAGACUUGAUCCUGACCCAUGUAGAUCUACCGCUAUUAUCCUUGUAUCCGUUUUAGAAAUUCUCAUGAAUUCAAGCACUUCUGAAGUGAAAUCAAGUAAACUCUUGAAGAUUGCAGCCAAAAUUCCACUCCCUUUGUCUGUUGCAAUGCUGGCCUUUGGGCAAAUGCAUUUAUACAGAAUACCCCACUUUAUAACUUUUUCUCUUCUUCUACAUGUAUUGUGUUGUACUGUAUAA